UGAGUCUUUGGAACUGGAAGGAAAAAAAAAAAAAAGGCAUGUUGUUGCAUUGAAUGGAAUUUGGGGUUGGUUAAAUCCGGGUCUGACAGCUAAACCUUCAUGUGGAAAAUAGUGUUGCUUUCACACUGCAUUCUUUUCCAUUCAUUUUCUUAACCCUUUUCACGGACCUUAACUUAGUUUUUGUUCUUUUUGUUGUUCACUAGAUAUUACUUUCAUUUUUUUAUUUGUUUUCCCACUUCAGAUAUAGCUAGCUUCUCUUCUUGUUCCUUCACUUGUGUUCUCUCUCUCUCUCUCUCUCUCUCUCUCUAGUUCAUCCCUCUUCGAGUGUUCUUCAAUCACUAUUCUUUCAUGGGUUGCUGCUUCAGUGCAAAGAUCAAAGCUGAGAGCCCUCCACGCCAUGGUUUCUUUGGAUUGGGUUUUAAAUGCCCUCAACUUGUGUCUUUUUUGUGUGUGAGUUCAAAGGAUGGUAGCAGAGAAGAUGGUUUGAGUGGUUUAAGCAGCAAAGUCUCGACCACUGCUCCUCCGACUCCUCGGUCCGAAGGAGAGAUCUUGAAAUCCUCGAAUUUGAAGAGCUUCACCUUUGCUGAACUUAAAACCGCUACGAGGAACUUUCGUCCGGAUAGUGUGAUAGGAGAAGGUGGUUUUGGUUCUGUAUUCAAGGGGUGGAUUGAUGAGCAGACACUUGUACCGGUUAAACCCGGUACUGGAAUGGUCAUUGCUGUGAAGAGGCAUAACCAAGAAGGUGGACAAGGACACAGUGAAUGGUUGACCGAGAUAAAUUACCUGGGGCAGCUGCGUCAUCCUAAUCUUGUGAAACUGGUUGGUUAUUGCUUGGAAGAUGAUCAAAGGCUUUUGGUGUAUGAGUUCUUGACCAAGUGUAGUUUGGAUAAUCACUUAUUUAGGAGGGCUUCUUAUGUUGAGCCGCUUCCUUGGAACAUUCGGAUAAAGGUUGCCCUUGAUGCUGCUAAGGGUCUGGCAUAUCUCCACAGCGACGAAGCAAAAGUGAUAUUCAGAGACUUCAAAACUUCUAAUAUAUUGCUUGAUUCGAAUUAUAAUGCGAAACUUUCUGAUUUCGGCUUGGCAAAGGAUGGACCAGCAGGUGAUAAGAGCCAUGUCUCUACAAGGGUGAUGGGCACAUACGGUUAUGCUGCACCUGAAUACAUGGCCACAGGUCACUUGACCAAGAAGAGUGAUGUAUACAGCUUCGGAGUUGUUCUCCUAGAAAUCAUGUCGGGUAAGCGCGCCCUCGACAACAACAGGCCAUCCCGGGAGCAGAACUUGAUUGAAUGGGCCAAACCUUACCUCAGCAGCAAGCGCAGGAUCUUCCAAGUCAUGGAUGCUCGAAUCGAAGGCCAAUACACGCUGCGCGAGGUGAUGAAAUUAGCUAACCUCGCCAUCAAAUGCCUAUCGGUCGAGCCGAGGUUUCGGCCGAAGAUGGAUGAGGUGGUGAGGACAUUGGAGCACCUGCAUGAUUCCGACGGAGAGGGAUGCUCUAGAGAUCAAGAUUUGAAAAGGAAUGGUCAUAGACAUAGCUCAGGAAGCAGUGGUACUAAACAACAUAGAAGAAAGCAUGAAACAAUUACGACAACCAUGCAAAAAGAAUGAGAUUAGUUGCCACUACUUAUGCUGUUGAGUUUGGUAUAUCAUUAAUUAACUAAUUAAUUAAUUAAUUAUUGUAUAUGAUGAAGAACUUAAGCGUAUAUGAGGCAUCUGAUCGCUGUACAGGUUUUGAUUCAGUAAUAUUAUUAAUUCCCACAUUUCUUUCUCUUUU
Messenger RNA from Arachis ipaensis, 1771 nucleotides. Lineage: Eukaryota; Viridiplantae; Streptophyta; Magnoliopsida; Fabales; Fabaceae. The record is from RefSeq and is a predicted model, not a curated record.